UAGCACUAAAAAAUAAAAUUAUUUAAUUAUUUAAUUAUUUCAUCAUCAUCAUCACUACCAUGCCCAUUGCUGUUAUUGUCCAGAAAUGAACCUUUUUUUUAUUUUUUAUCAUGGGGUUUAUUAUUUAAUGCGCUCCCUCUAGUUCGAAGCUUUCAAUUUUCACAAGGGGCAACAAGAAUGGUAAAAUCAGUUGUCGCCCACCACCUGUUUGAUGAUUUGCUUCUUUGAACUCACACACACUUUUUUGUUUUUGUUUUUGUAAACUUGGUACGCAUCCUUAGUCCACUGUAUCAUAGCUGUAAUCAUGACAUUUAACUUUUUGAGGAGAAGUAUCACCUUCUCAUUAGUUGUGAAUUCUCAUUUUUCUUUGAGGGUGUGUCGUUUUUGCUCCAAGGCCUCCACAACAAUUCUUUAUAAAGAGACAGAGAUAACAACACGUUCAGCACCUUCUUUUAGUUAUUCUAGUAGUCUUCAUCUCUCUCCAUUGUUUACUGAUGAUAAAGCUCAUUCGGGUAGUUAUGAUAUUGAGCUUGUGGAUCAUGAUACGUGGAGAGUUUCAUCGGGUUUAGCACAAGCUUGGCAAGGAGUAGAUGGUAGUUCUUCAUUGGGAACAAAUUCUCUUAUGGUUGAUGAACCAGUUGAUUCUUGUUCUCAAGUUGUUGAGUGUGAUCAGGACUUCGAUGACAUUGAUAAUAUGAGAAUUCGUGGUAAUCUGUUCUAUAAACUUGACCGGGAUUCCAAGGAAUUUGAAGAGUACAAUCUUGAUUUCCACCGGAGGAAGUCUUCAAAUCCAAAGAAUGAUCGAAAGGAAAGCAAGAAGGCAGCGAAAAAGGAUAUCCCAAGUGGUAACGUGGCCCCAAGAGUUGAAAAACUUCCUAAGGUAGUAAGCAACAAAAUUGUUAAGUCUCCACUUGAUGAAAUGGAUAAUGCUUGUGUUGGUAAGAAGAAGCUAAGGACUCCGACUUAUAAUCAACUUACUGAUCCUUACCACGAACCUUUUUGCCUGGACAUUUACAUAUCCAAGGCUUCUGUUCGUGCCUGUGUUGUUCACAGGGUGACAAGUAAGGUUGUUGCUGUGGCACAUUCCAUUUCUAAAGAUAUGAAGUUUGACCUGGCUUCGACUAGGAAUGUAAAUGCUUGUGGUGCUGUGGGGGCUGUUCUGGCUCAGAGGGCAUUGGCUGAUGAUAUUCAUGAUGUGGUUUACACUCCAAGGAAGGGGGACAGAUUGGAAGGGAAGCUUCAGAUUGUGCUUCAAUCUAUCAUUGAUAAUGGUGUUAAUGUGAAGGUUAAGCUUAAGCAAAAGAGACCCAUAGGAGGUGGUCUGUCAUCUACACCUUAGAACUUAGAAGCAUGGUUGUUCAAUUUGUUCUUUAUAGCUAGUCUAGUCAGUUGUCAACUGAGUCUCUACUCUUUAAUUUUACUUCUUUAUUUGAAACUGGCUCUGAUUGCUUUCUGAUGUGAACUGUUAUAGUUUGAUCUGACCAUCAUGAGACAGUUCAUAGAAGUGUAGUUUUGUUAACCUCUCUCUGCUCUACAACUAAACACAAGAUGAGAGGAAUUUAGCGGACCGUGGUUGCAUGAUUCUGUUGUAGGCUCAGUUAUUUUAAUUGUUAGGGUGUUCUGUAUUGUUUUGCAUCACAUCUUCUACAAUAAUUUGGUGUUCUUGGACUUGUUCUUUGUAAAGUAUGAAUAACAAUCAAAUCUUUCUUAA
This is a messenger RNA of Quercus robur (English oak), 1711 nucleotides long. RefSeq lists its product as uncharacterized. The transcript has a single exon. NCBI's taxonomy places the organism in Eukaryota, Viridiplantae, Streptophyta, Magnoliopsida, Fagales, Fagaceae. Gene Ontology annotation, biological process: translation. The record is from RefSeq and is a predicted model, not a curated record. Gene Ontology annotation, molecular function: 5S rRNA binding; structural constituent of ribosome. Bases 305 to 1339 code for a protein of 344 amino acids. Gene Ontology annotation, cellular component: ribosome.